UUUACCUCCUCUUUUUCUCCUCUUUCCCCGAACCCCAAUCUCUCUCUCUCUCUCUCUCUCUUCUGAGACUCUAGAAGUAGAAGGAGAAGCGAGCGGGCGAAACCCCAACCGUGACCCUUGAGGGCUUUUUCGAUCGGGGGCGUGGCUUCGAACCUGCUCUUUGAGUCCGCCGACAGCUGAUGAGCUGGGGCGAUCGGAGGAUUUGGCGGGCGAGAUCCGAAACCCUAGCGCCUGCCGCGAGUUCCGAUGGAAACGGCGGUUUUCGUGGCGGCGAGCCACGGUGUAGCUCUGACCCGAUCGACCUGACGCGCUUCGAUUUGCAUAUCGCGGUUCGAUUUGGAGCGUCAUUACAUCGAUGGUUUGGAUUUUUUUUCAUUUUUAAGGGAUUGCGGAGGAGGUCAAUAGUUGGUUCGUUCUCUAGAAUGGAACAUGAUUUUUGAGCUAAAUAGGGGCAGCCAGGUAUUGGCAUCGUGAUUUCGUUUAGAGCAUUGGUGUGAUGGUCGUGAAAAAAUUCACGUCUUCUUACUGUAAACAUUAUCGUUAUUAGUGGUUUCUUGAGAAAUUUUUCCUUUUGUUCUUGCGGACCUUUUUUUUGAUAUACAUAAUUAUGGGAGCCAACUGUUGUGUGGCUGCAAGGGACAAGCCAUUGCCCAGUAGAGGUCAGUUGGAAGUUUCUACUUAUAGGAACAUCAGACACUCACCUUCAUGGAGCUUCCGAUGGGAUAAUCGAACACACAUAGAGGAUAUCAUGGAAAACCCGAGCCGAUUUUCUCAUAACAAUAGUGGAAAUGUAGGCUCUGAAAUUAAGAGUGGGGCGACCACAGAAACUGAAGGCCUUUCAGAGGGGGGAAGUCCACCAAAUCCUUUUCAGACACAAAAGUGGCAUAAAUCUUCUACAAAGUUCGGAGCUGAUGGGAAGUCUAAACCUGCUGCUGAUCAAUUUGUUGGAAGCAAUUCAUCCCCUGAGGAAAAGAACUCCAUCGAGUCAACAGGCAUAGCAAGUGCUUCAGAUGCCAAGCCUUCAAUUUCAGUUCCAAUAAGUCCAUCGUCGGCAUUCAAUUCAGACCCUUCAUCCUCUAGAAGUCACUCUCUACCCUCAGACCCAACUUCAUCAAGUAAAGCCCGCCAUUCGCCAGGAUACCAACUCUCUAGCCAGGUCUCUGAUAGCAGAAUUCCAUCUCUUCAGUCCCUGAAUGAGAAUAGCUCUCCCGAAGAAAGACAGUCCUUUGUUCUCUCUGUCUGCAGCAAUGACUUGUCUACGGGAGGAUCUCAUGGUGGGUCUUCUGAUGGCUGGUCCAUGCGUACAUUUUCUGAGCUGGUGGCUUCUCAGCGAGAGAGAUGGUCAUUUGACAGUGAAAAGCUUAGCUCCAGCAACAGCAAAAUAGGAAGAUCAAACACUCAACAAACAACACCUCUCUCUCCUGAUUGGCAAACAUGCAGGGUUUGCUCAAAGCUAUUAAAGGAGAGAUCUCCAUGGAGCACUCAGAAAAUAGUGUCUACCAAUGAGUUGUCUGCUGUUGCAGUUCUGGUUUGUGGGCAUGUGUAUCAUGCUGAUUGCUUGGAAAACAUGACACCUGAAGCUGAAAGAUAUGACCCACCGUGCCCUGUCUGCACCCAUGGAGAGAAAUCUACUGCAAAACUGUCAGGAAAAGCCGAAUUGAAGGGACGAAGCAAGAUCUCCAGGAUUGCAGUGGCUGACAUUGAUGUGGACAGUGAUCCUGUCUCUGAGCACCGGAAAAGGAGUGGGAAAAGCCCGAGGAUGGGAGCUAGUUCUAGCAUGAAGAGCUCCUUUGGCAGGCCUUUCUUGAGGCGACACUUCUCUAUGGGGUCACGACCAACACGGUCAGUGUCAGAGAAUGAGUCCGCAAGGAAGAAAGGGUUCUGGGCAAGGUACCGGAGAGAUUGAACUAGCCCCUUGCUCUCCCGUGUUCAGGUAAAGAGGUGAGCAGCUCCUCUGAUUCUUGUUUGCUGCUCAGAGUCAAUAUGCACAAUUCCUGGAAAAGUAAUUUCUCUUUACCCUCGUGCACUUAAAUAAACAAAGUAUUCUUCUUUGCCUGCUACUGUUGCUUUAAUGAUACAGAAUACCUCUCUUACUUCUCUAUGGAGUGCGAAACAAAUGCUUGAAAUGUUCCCGAGCAAGCAUGUGUUUCUGUAUGGAAAACCAAGGACGAUGCUGACAGCUGAGGUAUCAACCAUCUCCAUUGCCUCACUGUUCUGGAAAACCCAGGGCAUUCGGCAUGCUCGGAGAUGCAGAAUAAACUUCCCCUUGGACGUAUCAAAGGAUAUUCAUUGCAGAUUAGUCUAGAGUUCAGAUGGUUCACGGAACAGAAAAGUUGCUGGUAAGAUUGAGAUCUUGGAUUAAAUCCCCCAAUCCAGCAUCUUUUUAUUAUUAUUUUCUUGCUGUAUUUGUCAGUAAUGUUCGUAGAUUCAUUUUCAUUGUUUCUUCUGCACCUUUUCUUGCUUGAGAAAUUAUAGUAUGAAAGCUACUGCAAAUAGUCUAUGAAAUAAGUGUGGGUGGAACCUAUGGUGAUGCAAAUAUCGUGCUGUUGGUGUGGAAUUUUAAUGACGACGCUUGUGUUUUUAUUUUUUUGUUUGGCCUCUUGGUUGUGCCGUAUGUUUCUCGAUGGAGUAGGCGGCCGAAAUCUAUCUCCUCCAUUCAAACUCUAAGUUGAAGGCAUUCUAGUUGGUUGUUACUUCGUGCUUCAGGUUGGACUACUUAAGGUUGAAGGUUUGUAUGAUCACCAACUGGACUUCUAUAUUUCUUGACAAGCCUUGCUGUCACCAAGAAUACCAUGUUAGGAAUCUGGAUGAAGGCGGCUCGAUAACAUUUUCAUGAUACAGAAACAGCCGACCCCAUAUUGGUGGGUGAAGGAUUGCUGGAGACGGUUCUUAAUUUAUGGGUUCAGUGAAAUGGUCAGUUGUUUGCGAUGGAUGAAUAGGUGAUGUCACCUUGCAGGUGUCUUAUCCCUGCGCAGUCUGUGCGCGGUUCUGACACCUUGCAUCAUUUUGAUGGAAACUCUUGAUUACGCGACCGGCUGAUCUAGUUCUCAGAAUCCCUUGCAUGUGCUAAAGUCUAUAUCCUUCGUGUGAGGUGGCAUCUUUGGCUGAGUGAACUUGCCCUAAUUCUUAGAAUGUUUGUCGGGAGAGGAAGCUCAAUAUUUACUUAAUGCAAAACCUUUGAAAUUCGACCAUCCCAGCCGCGUCCUGUAUGCGUGUGUUGAAAUGCUUCCAAUUUGCAGUGAAGACCGCCGUGCGUUUCGCAACCCAAGCAGUUUAGCCGGUAAUGUGGAACGAUGGUCUAGUUUCUGUGAGUGGACACGGCUAAAUUUGCAUCAUGAGCUGAUUUGUCCUUUGACCGCAAUCCCAGGACAUACUUCCUUCAAACGAGGAAACAAACUUGUAAAUAGAAAUUGUUUCGUAAGAACUACUUAUUGGACU
Molecule: messenger RNA, 3438 nt
Organism: Phoenix dactylifera (date palm)
Lineage: Eukaryota; Viridiplantae; Streptophyta; Magnoliopsida; Arecales; Arecaceae
Source: RefSeq, a predicted model, not a curated record